Frankliniella occidentalis (western flower thrips) is the source of this 629-nucleotide messenger RNA. RefSeq lists its product as uncharacterized. The transcript is spliced from 3 exons. The coding region runs from base 1 to 315 and encodes 104 amino acids. NCBI's taxonomy places the organism in Eukaryota, Metazoa, Arthropoda, Insecta, Thysanoptera, Thripidae. The record is from RefSeq and is a predicted model, not a curated record.
AUGAAUUCACAAAAUGAAGACGACGAUGUGAGAGAUGCAAGUGUAGAGGAAAUCUUGGACGACACCCACCCCCAACGAAACGUACAGGAGGACAACCCCAGUCUAUCGAUGGAGCGCAUUUAUCUGAAAGUGAUAAACAGUGCCACGGAGUUGAGGCAGCUAGCGGAGGCGACAAUCGACGGCCACCUACAAGAAAUUGAGGCAUUGAAGAGAGAAUUGGAGCAAGUGAAGAGGGAAGAGAGCGGGAGCAUCGGGAGGAUAGUCGAGCUGGAGAAAAAGUGCGAAGAAGAGAAGACCCGGAAAGAGGAGGCCUAGAGAAAGGCCGAACAAGAGAUGACCCAGUUGGUGGCAGUGGAAAGGCAGCAUGCGCAAGAGAACAGGUUGGGAAGACAGAGGCAGGUGGAACAGGCAACAGGACAUGAAAGAAAAGAAAUGAAAGAAAUUGAACGACUGCAGAAAGAAAAGGAACAACUGAAGAAAGGAAAUAAAGAUUGGAGGAAGAACGACGACGCGACAGAACAUGAAAGAGAAUAAAUGAAAAAAGAAAUUAAACGACUGAAGAACGAAAAAAAAGAUUCGAGGAAGAAGUACGUAGCGGGGAAGAAAGAAAGAGACGAGUGUAAGAAGGA